Python bivittatus (Burmese python) is the source of this 1464-nucleotide messenger RNA. The record is from RefSeq and is a predicted model, not a curated record. Lineage: Eukaryota; Metazoa; Chordata; Lepidosauria; Squamata; Pythonidae.
AUGGAGACAAAUAACAGAACCGUCAUGUCAGACUUCAUCCUCCUUGGCAUCUCAAGCCAACAAGAAUGGAACAUAUUGCUCUUUGCCAUUUUCUUGACCAUGUACGUGAUCACAGUGCUGGGAAAUCUUAUCAUCAUUUUGGCCAUCCGACUGGACAGUCAUCUUCAUACUCCAAUGUACUACUUCCUUAGCAAUCUAUCACUGGUAGACAUAUGUUUCACAUCAACUACUGUGCCCAAGAUGUUGGCUGGUGAAUUCUCUGGAAAGAGGAAGAUCUCAUAUGGUGGAUGCUUGUCUCAAAUGUAUUUCUUUAUUGCUUUUGGCGUCACCGACAGCUUUCUCUUGGCAUCUAUGGCAUUGGAUCGCUAUGUGGCCAUCUGUCAACCCCUGCGCUAUGCCACCAUGAUGAGAAAACAAAUCUGCCUGUCAUUGGUGGUGACUUCCUGGUUGGCUUCUCACCUCCAUUCCCUCCUGCAUACGCUCCUGAUGUCCCGCCUCUCUUUUUGUGCCUCCAGUCAUAUGGAGACAAAUAACAGAACCGUCAUGUCAGACUUCAUCCUCCUUGGCAUCUCAAGCCAACAAGAAUGGAACAUAUUGCUCUUUGCCAUUUUCUUGACCAUGUACGUGAUCACAGUGCUGGGAAAUCUUAUCAUCAUUUUGGCCAUCCGACUGGACAGUCAUCUUCAUACUCCAAUGUACUACUUCCUUAGCAAUCUAUCACUGGUAGACAUAUGUUUCACAUCAACUACUGUGCCCAAGAUGUUGGCUGGUGAAUUCUCUGGAAAGAGGAAGAUCUCAUAUGGUGGAUGCUUGUCUCAAAUGUAUUUCUUUAUUGCUUUUGGCGUCACCGACAGCUUUCUCUUGGCAUCUAUGGCAUUGGAUCGCUAUGUGGCCAUCUGUCAACCCCUGCGCUAUGCCACCAUGAUGAGAAAACAAAUCUGCCUGUCAUUGGUGGUGACUUCCUGGUUGGCUUCUCACCUCCAUUCCCUCCUGCAUACGCUCCUGAUGUCCCGCCUCUCUUUUUGUGCCUCCAGUCAUGUUCCCCACUUUUUUUGUGAUGUCUUCCCACUGCUCAAAAUCUCUUGCUCCAACACAGCUCUGAACACUCUGGUAGUACACUCAGAAGGUGCAUUCAUUGUCAAUGGCGCCCUGAUGGUCAUUGGCCUUUCUUAUGCACACAUCCUGAUGGCUGUACUGAGAGUUCCUUCUGCCAAGGGAAAGAAGAAGGCUUUCUCUACCUGUGGGUCCCACCUGACAGUGGUUUCCUUAUUCUAUGGCACUGUCAUCUGGGUGUACUUCCAGCCCUCAUCCAAUUUCUCAGCUAAGACAGACACUCUGGCUGCCAUCAUGUACACAAUGGUCACUCCCAUGCUCAACCCCUUCAUCUACACACUGAGGAACGACAGGAUGAAGGAGGCCCUGAGGAAGCUAUUCAGAAGGAAAGUAAACACCCAAGAUAUGUAG